This is a messenger RNA of Fusarium mangiferae, 219 nucleotides long. RefSeq lists its product as uncharacterized. NCBI's taxonomy places the organism in Eukaryota, Fungi, Ascomycota, Sordariomycetes, Hypocreales, Nectriaceae. The record is from RefSeq and is a predicted model, not a curated record. Bases 1 to 219 code for a protein of 72 amino acids. The transcript is spliced from 2 exons.
AUGUUGGGGAUCAAGUCCAUUCUCCUUUCUUGCCUCCUUUUCGGAGCAGUUCAAGGAAUCACUGCUCAACAGAAGCCCACUGAUCCGAAAGACCACAAGCCAACGAAUCACCUACACCUGGCAAAGCGUUCGGUGACAGACCAUGAUAAGCUUACUGAUCACCCGCAUCUUGCAAGACGUACGAUCGAUAAGCGUAGCAAACCGACUAUUCACCCAUAA